AUGAAGAAGUUCGGUUUCAAGAAAUCCAAGGACGGCGACGGCGAGGACGCCAGCCGUCGGGCGCUGUUUGGCUCCCGAUCUCGAGACAAGAGCCCCAAUCCCCAGACACAAAACAGCAACCCGUACGCACAGCCGAUUCCGGUAGACCCUUAUACUCGAGCCAAGGCCAACGCUGGCGUUGCCCCUAUACCGCCAGCAGGUGCUGGUGGCUAUGGCGACGUCAAGCACCCCGGCGGCCCAGGCGCUGGAGCACCCGUCGGCAACAUGCAAGGCGGAUACGCACCGAAUCGAUAUGGCAACCAGGGCGGUUACGGUGGUGAUAAGUACGGAGGCGGCCAGGCUGCUGGACAACAGCCUGCUGGAUCGCGAUACGGCCCCGGCGGCUAUGGCGGUCUAGGAGGGCGCGACCCGAACGACCCCUCUCAAGAAGACCGAGAUGCUCUGUUUGGAGGCGCCCGCGACAGAGUUCAGAACCAGCCCGGCGGUGCUCCCCCGCCGCCUUAUAGCACAGGAGACGCAGGGGCUACAGGCGGUUAUGGUGGUCACGGGCAGCAAGACGCUCCUGGUACAGCGGCCGUGUACCAAGAACGGCAGCUGACCGCCGAGGAGGAAGAGGAAGAAGAAGUCACUAACGUCAAGCAAGAGAUGCGCUUCAUCAAACAGGGCGAUGUUGCCUCUACUCGGAAUGCCCUCCGUGUCGCUGAACAGGCCGAAGAGACGGGUCGUAACACUCUCGCUCGUCUCGGAGCACACAGCGAGAGUAUUCUCGAUACUGAAAAGGCGCUUGACGUUGCCACCAGUCAGGGCCGCCUCGCUGAAGAGAAGGCUAGGGAGCUGAACACCCUGAACAAGAGCAUGUUUGCCAUGCAUGUCAGUAACCCGUUCACCAAGAACGCCCGUCGUCGGGAGCGUGACGAGCAGGUGCUCGAAACCCACCGGGGCGAGCGCUCAACACGGGAGGGAACGCGUGCAGAAGCUUUCCAAUCCAACCAGCGCAUGGAGCGCACUUUCAGAGAUAUUGAGCGAGAAGCCACCAAAGCCAACCCAAAGCAAGGCAAGAACAUUUCGGAACGUGCCAAGUAUCAGUUUGAAGCUGAUAGCGAGGACGAGGCUAUGGAGGACGAAAUUGACAACAACUUGAACCUGUUGUCUGGAGCAGCAUCGCGAUUGAACGGCUUGGCCAAAGCUACGGGCAAGGAGCUGGAAGAACAGAACCGUCACUUGGACAGAAUCACGGGAAAGAGCGAUUUCGUCGACGACCAAAUUGCCAUGAACCGUUCUCGACUAGACCGUAUCCGUUGA
This is a messenger RNA of Talaromyces rugulosus, 1302 nucleotides long. RefSeq lists its product as uncharacterized. Gene Ontology annotation, cellular component: plasma membrane; SNARE complex. The transcript is spliced from 2 exons. NCBI's taxonomy places the organism in Eukaryota, Fungi, Ascomycota, Eurotiomycetes, Eurotiales, Trichocomaceae. Gene Ontology annotation, biological process: exocytosis; vesicle fusion. Gene Ontology annotation, molecular function: syntaxin binding; SNAP receptor activity. The coding region runs from base 1 to 1302 and encodes 433 amino acids. The record is from RefSeq and is a predicted model, not a curated record.